GCAGCCUGCUGAAGGGAAGCUGCGACUCGUCCGAGGUUCUCCUUCCGCCGUCUGAGUGUGCUGAGAGCAGUCUGAUAUCGCUGGGAGGAAAAUGUCCUGUGGGCUAUGGAAAGAGACCUUGGUUGUGGCAGAGGACUACCUGUCCCUGUGCUGCACAAGCCCACAUUCAGCCCCUCCACCUCCCAGCGAGUCAGCCGCUGCCAUGAGGUGCCUGGCCCAGGACAUGGAGAAGCAGCACCAGGCUCGCUUCCACUCCCUCACUCAGACCUUCCUGAGGCAGCCCGGGCCGGACCUCUGCUCCAGCCUCAGGAGGGUGAUGGAGGAGCUGGUGGGAGAUGGACACUUGAACUGGGGGAGGGUUGUUUCCCUUUUCACCUUUACUGGGGUGCUGGCCAGACAGCUGCAGGAGCAGAGGGACACGAAGCCGGGGCUGGAACCCGGGAAGCGGCAGGAACUGGGACAGGGGCCCGUAAACUGCAGGGGACUGGCAGAGACCAUAGCUGAUUACCUGGGAGAGGAGAAGAAAGACUGGCUGUUGGAGAACGAUGGAUGGGAAGGCUUCGUUAAGUUCUCCCUCAGUGCCAGAGAGGUGAGUCAGGACUUGUCCAUGAAGACAGCGCUGUUUGCUGCUGCUGGUGUCGGCCUCGCUGGACUCACCUUCCUCCUGGUGCGCUAGCCAGCCUUCUGCAUCCGUACCACGUCCUCACCCAUGUUCUCAAUUUGUUUGGCACAAUUACGUAGACAUUUGAAUUCUAACAGUAAUUCUCCAAAACAGGCUCAAUCUGUAGUGAAUUCAGGGUUCAUGUCAUUGAAUGUUUGCACAUACUGGGACCCCACACACACACACACACACAUGUACACACAUUAAUACUGACAUUCUGUCACUUGCUCCUUAAGAUUGUAAAAACAAUUUCAAUGCCUUCAGAAAUUUUGGAGUUGGUGACAUCAGUUUGCAUAUCUUAGGUUAAUUACUAAAGCACAGGCUUCUGCACAGAAUCACCUUGCGUUCAAAGUUUGUAUCGUCAGCUGUGCAGCUCAAAGACAUUUCAGUUUCCCCACAGAUCUUUUUGUUUUUCAUUUUAAAAUGAUCAGCUGCCUUUUAUUUCACUUGUUUACCUGAGUUGUGUAUGUGGUAUAGAGACGACAAUUCUAGUGUACAAUGUAUAAAUUAAUAUAUUAUAUUUAUAUAAAACAAAAGCGUGAGCAGUGGCCCUUUUCUAUCCGAUCCACAGCUAAUUUAGUUGUUUUCAAGUUUGUCCUACAUUCAUGUGAAAUGUCUGUGAUUUACAAGGUCAGCUGAGCUGUAUGGUACAGCCGUGAUGGCCACACAACGGUGCUAUAUGUUUUGAAACGUUUCUUGUAUCAAUCUACCAAACCAGGGACCAAUCUGAUUUCAGACAUAUUGCUAUUAGAACAAACCGUUGCUAUAACGCCCCCCUCCCAAAUCUCAAACAUUAUAUUUUUACAUUGUUUUGUUUUAUUUAUUUGUCACUGUUUUUGUAAUAAAAGAAAACAAUCGAGGACUUUGUGAUUCUUGUGAUUGCGAUGAAGUGUGGGCGACUGGUUGCGGUGAUGGCAGGUUUUUAUAGCUGUUUUUUUUUUUUGUUUUUUGCUCUGAAGGUCUGAAGCAGGUCAUGAGUGUUGCUGUGGAAAUUGAAUUGUAAAUGAGUCUCCCUUGACGUGCAGACACAUUGUCAUAAAUAAGAUAUGCUGUUCUGUCUCUCCUGUGCUCCUCCUCUGGACAUCACAGUGCACAAAGCUGAAGUAGGAACUGCCAUCAUAAGGGAUGUGUCAGGCCUAAGGUUAAUAAAAGGCAGUAGUUAACAAAG
This is a messenger RNA of Stegastes partitus (bicolor damselfish), 1829 nucleotides long. RefSeq names its product BCL2 like 10 (gene bcl2l10). Gene Ontology annotation, molecular function: BH domain binding. The transcript is spliced from 3 exons. The record is from RefSeq and is a predicted model, not a curated record. The coding region runs from base 92 to 676 and encodes 194 amino acids. Gene Ontology annotation, biological process: regulation of apoptotic process; extrinsic apoptotic signaling pathway in absence of ligand; release of cytochrome c from mitochondria. Gene Ontology annotation, cellular component: mitochondrial outer membrane. Lineage: Eukaryota; Metazoa; Chordata; Actinopteri; Pomacentridae.